Molecule: messenger RNA, 1380 nt
Organism: Cuscuta campestris
Lineage: Eukaryota; Viridiplantae; Streptophyta; Magnoliopsida; Solanales; Convolvulaceae
Source: the annotation of a GenBank genome assembly
CACGAAUCUAGGCGGAUGCUCUAAAGUCUAAACGACCAUACUCCGCCGUGCUUCUCAACCGGAAAGAAAUCCACCUCCGCCGGGAAAAGAAGAAUGCCCGGUCCGGGCCCGCAUAUGAUCUACACGCUCGGAUCUGGGCAGGCCCUGACAAGCAUAUCCAACGGCCGGUUCAGUCCGCACCACUGUCUCACCUACUGCAUCAAUUCCUUCUUCGGGCCGGACAUCGGGUCCUUCUGCGAGUGGUUAUCGUCCACACUCGGUCUGGGCGGGUAUUUGGGCUCAUCCAUUGAGCCAUGGAUCCACGACCCAUUCUACUAUAUCCUCAUUUUGGGUUUCCCGCUUUCCCUGCUCUACAGCAGAGCCUCCAAGUUUUUGCUCCGCAAAGGGUUUCUUGAUUCCGUUUCUGGGGUGCCUCUUACAAUGAAACAAUGCUUUUUGUUAGUGGCUGCGGGUUCUAUAUCACAUUUUUUCUUGGAUCAUUUGUUUGAGGAAAAUGGGCAUUCUUCCAUGUAUACUUGGAUACUGAGCACAGGUUGGUGGGACGGCCGAGCUCCCAUUAACCCGGAUGCUGUUGUAAUACUUAGCCUUUUGUGCAUAUUCUUGAUUGGCGGCUUCAUGUACAUUAACAGGUAGGCCUUUUUUGCUGACAAUUCAAACGUCAAACACACCUAUUUGUUUAUACACCUUGGUUCUUUCGACAUUGGUGUCCAAUGUCAUAAUAUGACAUUGGGCCCAUUUGAGGCCCCUACAAAGCUCUCACCCUUCAAAUCCCAACCCUCUUCUUUGUGCAACAAUCCACUUUCACCCAAAUGAAGGGGGACCUGGGGGAAACCGUUUAGGAUCGAACAGAGUUUGUAGGGAUUUCAAAUAGACUAGUGUUAUAUUAUGACAUUGGACAUCAAUGCCAAAAGAACUGGUUGUUAACUUUGUCCUUUUAUUUUUUUCCGGUUCAUGGUUGCAUGGUAUGGUGCAGAGUGAACACUCAAAAACAGCUCAAGAAACAGCACUAUCGGUGUGUUAUACUGAUCCUGCUAGUCUCAAUCUUGUACUGCAUAUGGUGUGGUAGCCAAAUAUACGUGGUGAGCCCUCGUCGACCACCGGUUGGGGAAGAAGCCGAUUUAGGGGUUCUCGUGUUUCUUGGCAUGUAUCUUUUCCUUCCCCAGUGGCUCUGCAUUCUCUCCAUGAACCCAAGGGAUUUGCAGACAUCAGAAAUGCUGCCACUCUGAGGAGGGUACGAAUGACAGUGACAAUUCAACCAAAGCUUCUAAUGUGGAAUGUGUACUUACAGAUAUUACGAUGGUUUUGUUUUUAUUAUGAUCUAGUCACGAAAUGAUUUCCGAAGGAAAAUGCUAGAGUCACAAAUAUAUAGUUCACAAACUU